This is a messenger RNA of Hevea brasiliensis (rubber tree), 832 nucleotides long. RefSeq lists its product as uncharacterized. The transcript is spliced from 4 exons. The record is from RefSeq and is a predicted model, not a curated record. NCBI's taxonomy places the organism in Eukaryota, Viridiplantae, Streptophyta, Magnoliopsida, Malpighiales, Euphorbiaceae. The coding region runs from base 1 to 534 and encodes 177 amino acids.
AUGGCGCCGCAAUCUCUGUUCUCGCUAUCACCGAGAAUCACAACACCAUAUUCUUCCUCGCCGACCAAAAUCACAUCGGCUGCUCCUCCACUUCUGAACUCUUGCUCUCACUCCCUCUCUCUCUCCUUCCCUCGCCGCUCCACUGUACCUGGUAACCUGGCUUUCAGAUUCAACUCCAGCCCCUCUAGGAUAGCCUCCGUCCGCUGCGCGUUGUCUCCUGAGCUGAAGACUACGCUGGAUAAAGUUGUUACGUCGCAGAAAGUUGUUCUUUUUAUGAAGGGUACUAAGGAUUUUCCUCAGUGUGGAUUUUCAAACACUGUAGUGCAAAUAUUGAAUUCGUUGAGUGUCCCUUAUGAAACAAUUAACAUUCUGGAGAAUGAAGUUCUGCGUCAAGGAUUGAAGGAGUACUCUAAUUGGCCAACCUUUCCUCAACUUUAUAUAGAUGGAGAGUUUUUCGGUGGCUGUGAUAUCACUGUUGAUGCAUACAAGAGUGGAGAAUUGCAAGAAUUAUUGGAGAAAGCUAAGUGCCCGUGAAUCUCAGUUGUGGAAGAUUGGAAGGAUAGCUGGUUUAUAGUUGGAUUUGCAUUUGUAGCAGCGGACUUCAACUGCCUGUGUUAUAGGGGUUUGCCUUGCCUACUGCUGAGAAUCCCCCAAAAUAAUAUGCUGAAACAAAUGGCUCUUAAUGUGCAAGGGGGAACUCUAUCCAAAGGCGCUUAAAAUUUCAUUUCAAAGGUACAUUAAUAAAACAAUUAACACUUUGGUACAUCUCUUUGAAAUUAUAUCUGCAUGUGAAUGAGAAUCAACUUAAUUUUUAUAUUUGCUAGUAUUAUCA